This is a messenger RNA of Linum trigynum, 387 nucleotides long. Lineage: Eukaryota; Viridiplantae; Streptophyta; Magnoliopsida; Malpighiales; Linaceae. The record is from the annotation of a GenBank genome assembly.
AUGGUUCUUUUGACUCCUACGAGGGAUGUUUGGCUGGUGAAAGGGGUUCAAUUUCCUUGCAUGGAUGACCUAGUGGUGGUGGAAUUGAUUGUCCUCCGUGAGGCUCUUUUGUGGUGCUUGGCGCUCGGCCUCUCGGAAGUGAAGUUUGAAGGUGAUGCCAAGGUUAUUAUUGAUAAAAUCAAUCAAACGGAUACCAGAGAUAACCGAGUCGGAGCUGUUCUGGAGGAACUUCUGCAAUAUUUUAACAGCUAUACUGGGUUUAGUGUUCGAUUUGUAGGUCGGAGUAGUAAUAGGGUAGCCCAUACGGUGGCUCGUAAAGUCCUCUCUUUGUACCCGACUAUGAGUCAUUUCUUUGAUUUCCAGACCUGGCUGAAUUCCAUUAUGUAA